This is a messenger RNA of Plasmodium cynomolgi strain B, 1410 nucleotides long. RefSeq lists its product as hypothetical. The record is from RefSeq and is a predicted model, not a curated record. NCBI's taxonomy places the organism in Eukaryota, Apicomplexa, Aconoidasida, Haemosporida, Plasmodiidae. Gene Ontology annotation, molecular function: rRNA (guanine-N2-)-methyltransferase activity; rRNA (guanine-N7-)-methyltransferase activity. The transcript has a single exon. The annotation marks the transcript as partial.
AUGUUGAGACUUCUUCCCCCACGGCUGAAACACAGUUGGUGUGACAGUCUUGUACAUUCGAAAGGGGGGGCGCCCUGGAGGAAGCGGCUCUACAGUAGCGACAGCGGCGGUGAAAGCGGCGGUGACGGCGGCAGUGGCAGGGGCAGGGUUAGCGGCAGCGGCAGUGUGGCACGCUGCAAGGACGAAGGCGCGGGGGAGCUGCACAAAUACGUAUGCGUCGUGCCGUACAAGAACGACAACGUCCUGUCGCUGGAGGAAACGUAUGACGCCAAAUAUCCCCACGUGGUUAGCGAAAACAGCAUUGAGGUGGAGUCCAAUUUGAAAUACAUAUACAAGUUGCUACUAACCAGUCGAACAGUGGAACAAAUUCGCUUGCUGAUACACAACUCGUACUGCGCAUACGAAAAUAAUUUCAUAAAUGACGUGAGGAACAUUAACUGGUCUGCGUACAUCCCCUUCAGCAGUGUGUUCACGGAACCCCAAAUAAAUGUGAAGACCAUAAAGUCAAGGCUGUUCCACACAUGCAUGAUCAAAAAUAUCAUCCUAAACGUGAUUAAAAAACAGCAGCAAGUGUAUAUAGAAAAAAACGGAGAUGAAAAUAUUUUUUUGAAGAAGAAAAAACUGACUGCGUCCUCUCUCCAGCCGCUAAAAAUACAUGUCCUUUUCCGUUACAACGAAUUAAAAAUCAGUGUAAACAUAAGUAAUGACUUAAACAAACGCUUGUACAUUGCACACAAAAAUGAGAACUCAUUAAAAAGCACAAUCAUAGCUUCAGCAUUGUUCAAAAUAAAUAUUUUUAAUUAUACCAAUGGAGGAAAAAAUUUAUUUCUUGUUGAUCCCUUUUGUAAUGAUGGCAGCAUAAUUUUGGAAAUAUUUUCCAUUUUAAUGACUGCCCCUUGUGGCUCCCCCAGUAUUAACUACCCCAUUUUGUCAUUUCCUAUGCAUUCCCCUUUUACAUUUUUCGAAGCUUUAAAUGAAGUGAACAUGACUCCAGGGAAGUUCACCAACCGAGUGUUCCUCCUUGGGGUUGACGAAUGUAAGGAUCACAUAAGACAAGCUAAUGCAAAUUUGAAGAGGCUCUUCUUGACCAUACCACGUUGUGUUAAUGAGGAUGAUGUACAGGUGGGGGGAAAUGUCCCUUUUUUGUCCAGAGAAGGGGUAGACAAAUCGGUUCGAAGUGGGAAAGGGGGAGUAGGGAAAAGUGGAGGAGAGUCUCCUUCAAUAGGGGGGGAUGUUGCUUCCCAUUUCUGUACGCUGGGCACACACGAACUGAACGCGUUGUUCCCCAGUGAUGGGAUAUUGCAAAAACGAAGCGACAACCUCGCCAUGUCGAGGAGGAUAAAAUUUCUAUGCAUGGACUUUCUCAAACUAAACAGUGUCAUCGAAAACUGUGUUAUCAUUACAAGCAUA